Candoia aspera is the source of this 2102-nucleotide messenger RNA. RefSeq lists its product as uncharacterized. NCBI's taxonomy places the organism in Eukaryota, Metazoa, Chordata, Lepidosauria, Squamata, Candoiidae. The coding region runs from base 447 to 2009 and encodes 520 amino acids. Gene Ontology annotation, cellular component: meiotic nuclear membrane microtubule tethering complex; nuclear envelope. Gene Ontology annotation, molecular function: protein-membrane adaptor activity. The transcript is spliced from 17 exons. The record is from RefSeq and is a predicted model, not a curated record.
CGACCGCUGCUCUUGCUGCCGCUGCUUUUAGCGUCGCUGGUGCCGCGCAGCGAACUGCCUUUUUCCCCGGCAGCCUGAAGGCACGUGAAGUCCCGAGGGCUCUUUUGCUCUUCCCGUUUGGAUCCCGGGCCAGCGGUCAACGAUGCAUUAAAAGCAGUUGUAGAGACAUUACCAUAGCAGAGGUUCCAAUAUGCCCAACGCGCAAGCGAGCGAGGGAAUUAGAGCUCCUAUUAUGACAUCACACACUGGAGGUCAGGCAGAUAAUCUUCACACAUCACAGAAGUGCAUUGGAAAGACAGAAUGGAUACUACUUGGAUCUUGGCAUGCUGAAAGCAGACACUUUAUCGUGCUUGUAAUUUUUUGGUAUUGAACUUUGGUGUCCAUAAUAAGUUCGAAGAAGAAACGUAUUUGAGAAUACGUCCAAUUAUCACGUCAGCCUUUCAGUGAUGAAUGGGAAACGCUCUGUGCGAAGAUGUCCAGAUCAAGCAAGACAAGCAUUUCAAGAUAACUCAACUGUUCAAAAUAGUAGUUCCAAUGAGACAACAGGAUCAGGCAUGUCCCAGUCAAAUAGGUGGUACCUGCAUAAUUCUGCAAGAGAUUGCCCCAGGACAUCUACUACCUCAUCUAGCCAGAUGUCUUCAAUUUAUGAACAGGGAGAAGAAAAUAGGAGAGAUUUGCCAAACAGAGGGCAAAUAACAUUUACCAGAGAAGUCAUUGCAAGGGAGACCAGCUCUAGCACCUUCUCAUCUAGUUCCUCAGCUUCAUCUGAACAGAGUGUGCUGAAAACCAUAUGCAGUAUUCCCAGCCUUAUGGCAUUUGGUACUAUCUGCCUCCUUCAAAACCUUUUACAACCCUGCAUGUUUGUAAGAAACCAGAUCACGAUGGCCAACUGUGUGAAAGUUUUGAAACACCUGAUCAUAGCUGUCCCAGUCAUUUGUGGUACCUUUUACUGCUUUUGUCAAUACCUGAAAUUAUCAGAUGGCCUCUCAUCAAAGGAACUUACAAAACUGUAUGAAACUGAGUUGAAAGCACUCUGGAAAUCACAAACUUUUCUUGAAGAACAAAUUCAUGAAAUUCAGAGCCUUAAACAAGAGAUGGAUCGCCUGCGUUCUGAGGUCAGCAGCAUCAAUGGAGGCAUCCUACAGUCCGUAAAGCAAAUCGUUGAGGAAAACGACAUCCCAGGAGAGAACAAAGAUCAAGCGCUUGACAUGAUCAAUUUGGCUUUUAAGAAGAUUUAUGAAGAUCACGUACAAAUGGCUGACUGGGCUCAAAAGUCAAUAGGAGGCACCAUCGAUAAAGACAGGACAUCUAAGAGUUAUGCGUCUCAGGACAUGGAAAAUUGCUGGUUUAAAUCAUUCUUCAUCUCUUCAGCCAAUCCCCCUGAUACUAUUCUACAGCCAGAUGUUCAGCCUGGAAACUGCUGGGCAUUCCAAGGGUCUGAGGGCCAAGUGGUAAUUAUCCUGCCUGAAAAAAUCCAGCCCACAGCCGUGACAGUUCAGCACAUCUCCAAAGCAAUUGCUCCUUCGAACAGAGUCACAAGCGCCUUAAAGGAUUUUUCGGUUUAUGGGCUAAAUGAUGAAACAAAAGAGGAGAUUCCACUGGGAACAUUCAUGUAUGAUAUUGAGAAAGAAGGCAUUCAGACAUUCCAACUGCAGAAUGAACAAAAAAAGGAGUUCCAGUAUAUCAAAUUCAAGGUGCAGAGCAACUGGGGAAAUCCAGAGUUCACCUGCAUUUAUCGAGUCAGGGUGCAUGGAAAGAUGGUCAAUAUGAACUUUUGGAUCAAGGCAGGAGGUAUUCAAUAUCUACAAGGCUGGAAAAUUUACUUUAGUUCACGUUUUUGUUCCUCUCUGGCUUGCCCAUUAUAUUGUCAAAUAUCAUAUCAAGCCUAUUCCCUAUGGUAUUGUUCAAAGAAAACCUGCAAUAUUUCCAGGAGACAAAAUGGAGGAAGAAGUAAUUCCAUCGGUGCCGCCACCAGCAGCAGGAGAAAUACCAGAAUUACCAAUGUGUGAGGACUGAGAAGCUAAAGGACCUGAAAAAUUGAAAAACUAAAAAGCUUCUUUUAUUGUUUCCUCUACCAAUGAAUGUAUAAUUCAAAAUGGACA